Messenger RNA from Polyodon spathula (Mississippi paddlefish), 1841 nucleotides. RefSeq names its product probable G-protein coupled receptor 83. The record is from RefSeq and is a predicted model, not a curated record. Bases 243 to 1511 code for a protein of 422 amino acids. Gene Ontology annotation, cellular component: membrane. Gene Ontology annotation, biological process: neuropeptide signaling pathway. NCBI's taxonomy places the organism in Eukaryota, Metazoa, Chordata, Actinopteri, Acipenseriformes, Polyodontidae. Gene Ontology annotation, molecular function: neuropeptide Y receptor activity. The transcript has 5 exons.
CUGGAUCUGAUAAGACCUGUCUGCGCCAGCGGGUUUACUGCAUCUCGCAGGUUUCCGAUCAAGCAGCGCUAUUUGUGUGGAACUUUCAGCACACGCAUGGUAUACUUUUGCGCUUUGACUUUGUUAAAAAGUUAUUAAGGAUUCUGAUACGAUGUAACCGGUCAAUGUGAUAAAUGUGAACAUUCCAACAAAACGCUACAUUUCAGAAAACGAUCUUCUGGUCGGCUUUGUAGUCUGUCAGAAUGGAUCCUACCAAGGCCUCUCCACCUCUUCAGUCCCUUCCCUAUCAUUCCAAGUUUUCCAAAAGCGCUGGAGAUAUUCCAAGAACCCCCGACCUGAACUCCACGCUGGCUUUGCUGAUGAACAAGUUCCAUCCCACAAACAGGAGCGCGUUCAACUGGUCAGUCUUCCAGAUCACAGAAUGGGAGAAGUUCAUAGAACUGGCUAAAUACGAGUCAGAAUCCCAGAACCCCACAUUGAAGGCUCUGCUGGUCGCGGCGUAUUCUGUCAUCAUCGUCAUCUCUCUGUUCGGCAAUGUCCUGGUGUGCCAGGUGGUGAUCAAGAACAAGAGAAUGCACUCGGCAACCAGUCUCUUCAUAACUAACCUGGCCGUGUCCGAUAUCAUGAUCACUCUGCUCAACACCUCCUUUACACUGGCUCGCUAUGUGCACAGCACCUGGGUGUUUGGGAAGGCUAUGUGCCACAUUAGCCGGUUUGUGCAGUACUGCUCUCUUCACGUCUCCACCCUGACCCUCACAGCUAUAGCUCUGGACAGACACCAGGUUAUCUUGAACCCACUGAAAUCCCGGAUGACGGUACAUAGAGGGAUUCUCUGUAUUGCAGCUAUCUGGGUGAUGGCUGCAUGCUUCUCCCUCCCGCAUGCCAUCUACCAGAAACUUUUUCAGUACAACUACAGUGCAUCCACAGUCCGCAGCUUCUGCGUUCCUGAUUUCCCGAACCCCUCCGAUCUCUACUGGAAAUACCUGGACCUGUCCACGUUUCUACUACUCUACCUGCUCCCACUGCUCAUCAUCUCCCUGGUUUACUCCCGGCUGGCCAAGAAGCUGUGGCUGCGCAACGCCAUCGGGGACGUCACCAUGGAGCAGUCUGUCGCCCACCGCAGGAACAAGAAGAAGAGCAUCAAGAUGCUGGUGCUGGUGGUGGUGGUCUUCGCAGUCUGCUGGUUCCCCCUCAACUGCUACGUGGUGCUCAUCUCCAGCCUGGCCAUCCAGUCCAGGAACACCCUCUACUUCGCCUUGCACUGGCUCGCCAUGAGCAGCACCUGUUACAACCCUUUCAUCUACUGCUGGCUCAACGAGAGCUUCCGUUCGGAGCUCAAGUCCCUGCUGAGCAUGUGCAGGCAAGCCCAGAAGCCACCAGAUAAGCUCCUCCCAGCUGCCGUGGCUCCCUGCCACGAGGCCUGGCUUGAGCAAAUGAGCUUUAAGCAGGGUCCUUCCACCCAGAGCGUCAGGUCCACCACAAACUUGCAGACUCUUAACAAGGAUCUGUAGACGGGUACUGCACUGUAUGCAUGUACAGCAGUGCAUUCUGUUAGGUGGUUUGUCUCUGUGGUUUUCAACCCCUGUCCUGGGGAGGUUCUGUGUCUGCUGUUUUUCAUUCUAGCUGAGCUCUCAUUUACUUAACUGGACCCUUAAUUGAACUGAUGUUUUGUUUAAUUAGACCUUUUAAAUUGCUUUCAGCUCUUAAACAGUUGCUGUUUUCAAGUCAGCUAUACGUGCUGUGAACCUGUUGCUCUUGGGAAUGUUGUGCCUCAGAUUCUGUGAAAUCCGACAUUAAUGUAUGAACACAAAUCCUCUUUGUAUGAUUUCAUUAAUAAAUUA